AUGUCGAGCAUACGGGGGCUGCUUCAACGCAAGCAAGAAGGCGCCGCCGCAAUCGACGGCAGCAAAAACAACGAAGAAAUGCUCGAAGGCUGCGACGAGUACGCUGCAAAGAGCCCUCCAACAGAGAAAAGGAAGAUGGGUGGGUUUGGCUUUGGGUCGUUGGUUGCGCCAAAAUUCAUGACGGGCCUCAAGAAUUUGAAUCCACUUAAGAACCUGGGCAAGAAGAGUCCAACAAAGCCAGGGACAAUGGCUCCGCCUGCGCCGCUCAAGCAAAUCGCGUGGCUCUUUGGGCCCAAAUAUCGCCACGACCUAUGGCGCGUGUGUCCAUAUCUGGCCCUUGCAGACAUCGGCAAGCUAGCCCAAGUCAAUGAAGCCACAAAUGAACAUUUGAUCGCGUACUUUCGAUCCCCGCAAUGGAUGGGCCACCACAUUGUCUCGACGCGGUACCUCGUAUUUCAAACUCUGCUGCGGGACCACAAGUUGUCUCGGAAUCGACUGCCAGGAGACUACGACUUUCCGUCGCUCAUUCUGGCAUAUCUUCCGCUGAAAGACCAAGUCCGCUUGACCGAAACGUGCCACCGCAUGGUCGAAAUCUACGCGGCAGCAUGUGACUUGCACCUGUGCGGGCGGCGCCAAAUCGCCGCGUUUCUUCGGAGCUACGACGUCGAAAGCAAGGCAUUUUGGACGCUCGUCCUGGUCACGUGGCUCGUCCUUCACGAUUGCUUUCCCAAGCUCCAGUCGAUUUCGUUUUCCUACGUCACGCUGGAAGGUGCGUCUGCUGAAGAUCUCGCAGCCAGCUUGGCAACGAUGCUCGAGCACUUGGGUGGUCGGCUCGAGUCGCUGGAAUUGAGAGGCUUCCCGUGGUCUGAAUCUGCCUACGCCGUGCUCAUCCAUGCCCUCUACAUCCACCCCCUUCCAAGCAUCCAUCACUUGAGCCUAGCAGACACCCCCCUCCAGCACAUCACACUGUUUCGCAUGGCGCCCAACUUUCGUCGACGCCAAUUUGCCGCACUGAUGUCGCUGGAUAUUCAAAACACUGGGCUGACAAGUGCCAGCUUUCCCGCCGUGCUGCACGUCCUUGCGCACGUGCCCCACUUGACGUCCUUGAACAUCUCACGCAACGAGUUGGGGAUCCAGGCGUGGAAGGACCUGGCCGCACAUAUGCUUGCCGCAGCGCCGCAUACGAACGUAUUCCAUACACUGGAGGCGUUCGACUGCAGUGGUGCGAUCCCUCCCCCGUUGUGGUGCAGUUUCAACAUUGAGGGGAUGGUGGUCUUCAUGGAGGCUCUGUGGCAGUGUCCGUGCUCGUCUUUGACUCAUCUGAACGUGUCAGGGAAUGUCAUGUCGAAAGAGGCUGCUGUGGGCCUCAGCCGCGCCUUCGUGCAUGAAACAGUGCCGUCCUUGAGCCAUUUGAACCUCGCAUCAACGUCUAUGACAAGCGAGUGUGUCCAAGUGUGGAGUGGUGGGUUGACAGGUCGACUUUUCCACCACACGAGCGCCCAAAAGCACCACGACAUGCCUGGCCAGUCGCUUGUGUCGUUGAAUGUGGCUGGCAACUCCAUCGGCAAGGGACUCGAAUUCCUGCUUGGGGCCAUGAAAGCUCGCGCGUUGACAUCGCUCGGCACGUUCGUGCUCGCCAACACCCACCUUGGCAUGAGCGAGUUUGACUUAUUGACCAAAACGUUCCAAGACGACUGUUGCCCGAGCUUGACAGUGCUGGACUUGUCAGAUAACCAAGCCAAAGGCGAAGGGCUCACGCGGUUUUGCUCGUUUUUCCACACGCCCGCCGCUUCGCGCUUGCAGCACUUGGAUCUGAGCCAUAAUCUUCUCGACACGUACUGCCUCCUUCGCUUGUCGGAAACCCUGCGGCAAAGCCACUGCGCGAGGCUUUGCACUCUCAACGUGGCGCACAAUUUGAAGGUCGGGUUCCAAACGCUGUAUCAUUUCAACGAGACGGUGCGAUCAGGAGCCUGUCCAUCGCUCCGUUGUUUGCAAAUUGGCGAUGCCGUCACGACGGAAGCAGGGCAUGAAAUGGUGCAGCGCUUGACGAAAACGGCGUCGGCAUCCAACGUGGCGAUGCGGCGGGAUCAAAUGCGCGACGAGAAGCGGUUGGCGUUUACGAGACAGAGCGAACUGGACGCCAUCCAGACGGACCUUCGAACCAAAACGAAGUGCGCGAUUCGAAGGGAGCUGUACGACCGUCUCGAAGCCGAUGCCGCCAGUGCCAACACUCGCGUCCACCCCGUGAAAAAGAUCAAGCACGUCAAGCUGGCUAUUCACCGCAAGAUCCAACAAGCCAUUCUCGACACUAGUUAG
Aphanomyces invadans is the source of this 2316-nucleotide messenger RNA. RefSeq lists its product as hypothetical. Bases 1 to 2316 code for a protein of 771 amino acids. The transcript has 16 exons. NCBI's taxonomy places the organism in Eukaryota, Oomycota, Saprolegniomycetes, Saprolegniales, Verrucalvaceae. The record is from RefSeq and is a predicted model, not a curated record. Gene Ontology annotation, cellular component: perinuclear region of cytoplasm; nucleus; cytosol. Gene Ontology annotation, molecular function: small GTPase binding; GTPase activator activity. Gene Ontology annotation, biological process: activation of GTPase activity; nucleocytoplasmic transport.